AUUCCAGAUCAUUGGACAGGGAACGUUUGGCGCUGUCCACAAGGCAACAUUACGUGGCACUCAAAUAGCCGUCAAGCGAUAUUUUUUGAAUAACACACAAGACAAAAAGGGCAUUGAGAGGGAAGUGCGUUAUCUAACCCGCGCCAAUCAUGAGAAUAUUAUUAAAUUGUACGGCACCAUGGAAGAUGAGGAGAGAAAAACUUUGGUGCUGAUGGAAUACGCAGAAUGUGGCUCACUCCACGAUUACCUGUAUUGCGAUGGUGAACAGAAGCCAAACUUUAAAUACAUGCAUGCACUCGAAUGGAUGCAUCAAUUGGCCAAGGGCGUUGCCUAUUUACAUGCCAUGAAACCAAGGGCAGUGAUUCAUCGUGAUCUUAAGCCAGCCAAUUUGUUAUUGACGAACGAAUUUCGCACAUUAAAGAUAGCCGACUUUGGUACAGUCACCGAAUUGGCUACUGUCAUGACCGGCAACAUCGGAACUCCCAGCUAUAUGGCGCCAGAGGUCGUCCACGCCAAAGUAUACACGGAAAAAAGUGAUGUUUUCAGCUUUGGCAUUGUGCUGUGGGAGGUGUUGGCGCAGAAAAAGCCCUUCUAUCAUCUGGAAAAUCGCGAACACUUCGCCAUUUUGUUUCAAAUUGGCAGUGGCAAACAUCCUAUUCUGGAAGAUGUAAAGAAUUAUCCAGAUGUACAGAAUUUAAGAUAUGUUAUCAGAAGUUGCUGGAAAAUGGAACCGAAAAAACGACCAACAAUGGAACAUUUAGCUAUAUGUUUAGACGAUCGUUGAAAGUGAAGACAAUUAGCAAGGAAUUUAUUUAAUUAUUUAAUCUGAAUAAAUUGGUUUUUGUUGAUUUUUAAUAAAAGUAAAAA
Molecule: messenger RNA, 867 nt
Organism: Drosophila montana
Lineage: Eukaryota; Metazoa; Arthropoda; Insecta; Diptera; Drosophilidae
Product: mitogen-activated protein kinase kinase kinase 7-like
Exons: 4
Coding region: 179-784 (201 amino acids)
Biological process (GO): protein phosphorylation; immune response; positive regulation of canonical NF-kappaB signal transduction
Molecular function (GO): magnesium ion binding; ATP binding; MAP kinase kinase kinase activity
Source: RefSeq, a predicted model, not a curated record